Molecule: messenger RNA, 3687 nt
Organism: Acanthopagrus latus (yellowfin seabream)
Lineage: Eukaryota; Metazoa; Chordata; Actinopteri; Spariformes; Sparidae
Gene: abcb9
Product: ATP-binding cassette, sub-family B (MDR/TAP), member 9
Exons: 14
Coding region: 621-3059 (812 amino acids)
Biological process (GO): transmembrane transport
Cellular component (GO): membrane
Molecular function (GO): ATP binding; ATP hydrolysis activity; ABC-type oligopeptide transporter activity
Source: RefSeq, a predicted model, not a curated record
UUGGGAGUCAGGAGCAUUCACAAUAAUAUCAGGGUUUCCAAAUGUUUGCUAGAAUAGUAUUUAAUUUAUGUAAACAUUUAAGGAAAAGUUAACACCAAAAUAAUAUAAUAAAAAUGACUCUGUUUUACAUGUUAACCAGUUGAAGUCCUCCCAUUCCAUCCUGGAGACUCUUGUCCAAACAGGGUUGUUUUGCUCGAGGCUCUUGAACGCUCACUAAAGGUACCCGGUGGGCGGAGCCACAGCACGGUCACUUCCGCAACAACUCAGAUCGGAGAGGUUAAAAGCAGAAGAGCUUUCACUCUGCUCCAUUUUUCUUGCUCUGAAAUUUAUGGGCAGAUUGUCUCGUGUCAUCCACCAGUAGACUACUUACAAUCAAAAACAACCGUAUCGAGCUGACACAUGAAAUAACAGCUCAUAACAACAUUUCAGGACAACUCAGGUGGCUUUUCUGAUCAUUUGAGAAUUGUGAAGGUUUUUAGGAGGACUUCAUCUUCAUCAAGGCAGCGGACAGGACACCGGAAGUCUUUCCUUCAAAAUAAAAAAGUAGGUGAAACAUGUUUUCCAGAGGAGCUACUCACCAUAUUGUCUCUGGAUGAUGGUGACGAUGACCAGAUAACAACAUGGGCCUCACAGUAGCUGUGAGUUGCUCUGUGUCGUUCAUCCUCCUGGACGUGUUGGUGACGACUGUCCUGUACGUACAUGGAUCACACUUGAGCUUAUUCAAAGAGGAAACACUGAACUUUAACGUCCUCGAGUCAACGUUGGACCUCUGGUUGAUGGCCCUGCUCAGAGCCUGCCUCCUGCUGGGAGCCACCAUAGGGGUGUCAUAUAAUAGAGAGGACGGUCCUCGGAGGGCAGCUAAAUCCACCCCACUCACUGUCUUCAUCUGUUUGAUCGUCAUCACCUACACCCUGGCCAAGCUGCUGAUACUGAUGGAGCCAGCUGAGGGAGCUCCGGUGCUGACCCAGCGGCCCUGGGUCCUGAGCUUGAUAUGUUGGACUUGUGCCUCCUCUGUGGGUGUCAUGCUGUUUUGGAGGCUGCUGGGGAUGCAGUCCAAAACAGCGAGCAAUCGCAGAAGCAGUGAGCGAAGAGGGGGCUCUGAGGACACUGAGAAGCUCAUGGAGGGAGCUGGUGAGGAGGAGCAGGAGGUGGAGAGCGAGAGGAGGAGGAAGAUGAAGGAGGAGAAGGAGAAGGAGAAGACGAGCUCUGGGGCGACACUGGGACGUCUGCUGGCCUACUCCAGGAAGGACGGUGGGCUGCUGCUUGUAGCCGCCCUCGCCCUCCUCAUCUCCGCUGUGUGUGAGGUCUUCAUACCUUACUGGUACGGGAAGGCUAUAGACAGCAUUGUGGUCCAGCAGAGCAUGGCGCAUCUUGCUAAGCCGGUGCUCGCACUGUUCACACUGGCCUUAGUCAGCUCACUCGCAAUGGGAGUACGUGGAGGAGUCUUCACCUUGACGAUGGCCAGAUUAAACCUUCGCCUCAGGAACUGUCUCUUCAGAACUCUGAUGAAGCAGGAGAUCGCCUUUUUUGAUGAGAACCACACAGGUGACAUCCUAUCACGUCUGUCAGCUGACACCACCCAGGUGAGCAACCUCAUCUCCCAGAACGUCAACAUCUUCCUGCGGAACGCCAUCAAGGGCGCCGGCGACUUCAUCGUCAUGUGUGGGAUGUCCUGGCGGCUCUCACUGGUGACCGUCAUGGGAUUCCCUUUCAUCGCCCUCGUCUCUCAACUUUAUGGAGAAUACUACAAGAAAUUAACCAAAGAGGUGCAAACAACACUAGCAGAGGCCAAUAAAGUUGCAGAGGAAACAAUUUCAGCCAUGAGAACAGUACGAAGCUUUGCUAACGAGGUCGGGGAGGCGGACUCGUACUAUGCCAAGCUUCUGGUCAUGUACCGGCUCAACAAAAAAGAAGCGCUGGCAUACGCCUGCUACAUGUGGUCCAGUUCUAUAUCAGAGCUCGCUCUACAAGUUGCUAUCCUCUACUAUGGCGGUCACCUCGUCGUAACAAACCAGAUGAGCAGUGGUGACUUGAUAGCUUUCUUCAUAUACAUGCUUGAACUGGGAGAGAGUCUGGAGAACAUAGCGUCAGUGUACACGGGCCUCAUGCAGGGAGUCGGAGCUGCUGAGAAGGUUUUUGAGUACCUGGACAGGGAGACCAAACACCCAGCCGAUGGCACGGAGGCUCCAGAAACCUGCACCGGUCUGGUUGAGUUCAAAGACGUCACAUUUGCAUACCCAAUGCGCCCUGAGACUGAUAUUCUCAAGGGAGUGUCGUUCACUCUGCCGCCCGGGAAGGUGACGGCACUCGUGGGACCUUCAGGCAGCGGAAAGAGCUCCUGUGUGAGUCUGCUGGAAAACUUCUAUGUUCCUCAGCAAGGCCAGGUGCUGCUGGAUGGAAAGCCGGUGCACAGCUUUAGGCACGACUACUUGCACUCCACGGUUUCUCUGGUGGGCCAAGAGCCGGUGCUGUUUGCUCGGACAGUCAAGGAGAACAUCACCUAUGGCCUGACGGACAUCCCAGUGGAGGAUGUGAUGCAGGCUGCCACCAAGGCUAAUGCUCACGAUUUUAUCACCACCCUCCCUAAAGGCUAUGAGACAAGUGUUGGAGAGAAAGGCGCCCAGCUGUCAGGGGGACAGAAACAGAGGGUGGCCAUCGCAAGAGCUCUGAUCCGUAACCCUCGUGUCCUUAUCCUGGACGAGGCGACCAGCGCCCUGGAUACAGAGAGUGAGCACAUGGUCCAGGAGGCUCUGAACAACAUCAUGCAAGAGCACACGGUGUUGGUGAUCGCCCACCGGCUCAGCACGGUGGAGAAGGCAGACAAUAUCAUUGUAAUCGACAAGGGACACGUGGCCGAGCAGGGGUCUCACAGUCAGCUGAUGGCCGGUGGGGGGCUGUACUGUAAGCUGGUGCAGAGGCAGGUCCUAGGCAUCGAGACAGGGGAGAAGGACCUCAGCCCGUCUGACAAACUCAACUGGAGGUCAGAUGGUGGAAAGCAGCGGAGACGACAAAGCAGCAGCAGCAGCGCCAGUGGAUCUGAGCACAACCUGCGCUACUGAGGAAGAUCUGCAGUGAGUGGAAAUGGACUGGAGGAUGUUUCUGAGGGCUCGUAGAUUUUUGGAUAUUUUGUGCAGCUGUUCAGUAGCCUGGAGUCUAAUAAUUUUCAUGAAAACAGAAAAAAAGAUUAGACAGACAGACUGCUUCAAACACUCCAAAUAAUGGUUUCUAAUAUCAUGGUGAAUUAAGUGGCAUUAUUCAGUUAAAUAUAUGGAGCUGAAUGUAUCGAAACAUAUCGGAGGAUGUUGUGUUUCUUUUUAAGAAAGCUCUGUAACGACUACAAAGAGAAGACACCUUUAUCUGUUGCUCUGAAAACAUUAUACAGAUUUAUUCUGUUGUGAGAGUAAAUCAAUUAAUGACACUAGAGAUAUAUGAUGUAUAAAUCACUGUAAAUGAAAAACACAUGUUUCCAAGAUAGACUGCAUGUUGGCCUUUAUGGAAACAGACAUGUUGGCUUAAAACCAAAUGCUGCGUUUAAUGUCUCCUUGUAAACCCCACUAUCAGAUAUCAGUCGAUGCACACUUGGACUGUGACACACUGGUUGUGUUUUCAAAGUCACUAUUACUACCUGUGGUUUUGUCAUUGCACAGUGAAAUACAAUAAAAUAUAUUCUUUUAAACCAGAUACAAA